This is a messenger RNA of Closterium sp. NIES-67, 1789 nucleotides long. The record is from the annotation of a GenBank genome assembly. Lineage: Eukaryota; Viridiplantae; Streptophyta; Zygnematophyceae; Desmidiales; Closteriaceae.
CAAGCCAAUUUCUCUGGAGUGCAACGUCCUUCAGUCAUACCACGAAUUCUUCCCCUAUAAUUUGACGGCUUCAAGUAUCGCCUACUAUAGACUACAGCAGCCGACCUAUAUCGCCUUAUUUUUCCGCAAUGCCGCUCCAGAACGUUUCGGCAUCUCCCCUCAUCGCAACCGCACAAGGAUCAGGAUUUCUCACCCACGACGCCAUCUCCUGCGCGUCAAACACCGUAGGCCUCGUCUCCCUCUCGACGCCGCCGCGCUUUUCCUGCGAAUCCGCAUUCCCGAAUAUCCGCUUCUCCGAGGCGAAGCGCCGGCGAUCUGACAUGGAUUAUCCCGAGACGAAGCGCCAGCGAGGCGGAACGUUCUUCGAACGUCACAGCGACGUGCGUCGUCUGAUGAUGCCCGCUGACGUCAUGGCUGCAUUGGAAGAGCUGACCAACUCCAACCCAGCUUCGCGCAACCAAGCUUUUCCCGACCGCGAUAAUAUCACACCCGCUUAUAGGAACGUACGCGGGGUUGGGGCUAUCCGCCAUAGCCCAAGCCAAAGCUCUCAUGUGGCUGGCGUCGACACUAAGCAAGGUCCUAGUAUUUCUGAUAAAAGCGAUGCGAUUCGCGACGAUUGCGGAGUCGCGGCGCCAGACGACUUCCAGUCGCGCAACGAGACGCGCGACAUAGCCGAGUUGGCGGAUUUCCGGGAAUUGGGCGACUUCGACGAGGAGACGAACCGGCUGCUGGACGUGAUCUGGCCCGAGUGCGCGGCCGCACGAAGCGACUCAGUACGAGGCGAACCCGACACGGCUCGCCCGGGAGCCGAGAAGCUCAACGGCGGAGGACCAUGGGGAAACGCGGCCGGGGUUUUGGAGGGGGACGUAGUGGUGGUGGUUGGUGAAGGCAAUUUGCUGGAGAGGCAGGGCUCGAGCACGGCUGCCACAUCGGCGAGCCUGGACGCUUUACGAGCAUCUCCACGAGUCGCAGCGCACUCAGCGCGCAAAUCUGAUGAGCGACAAACGGACGAGCUAGUACCGCGGAUUUCGCAGCGGGACAUGUCAUCCCAGGUGGUGCCGAGCGUCGCCUGUGCGCCGAUCGAUCCGAACCAGAUGGAGCAAAUCGAGAGGGCGGUACGAGGCUCGAGCCCGGGAGUCGCGGUCGCUGUGCCGUUGAUCCAACCGAAGCUUCAAUCUGCAUCGUCGAUUCCCGACACGACAACAUUUUCGCGAAUGGUUGCGGAGUUCACGAAGGCAAUGGCAGCGCCAGCGACAGUCCCGGCGACUGCGGUUACUGCGGCGACUAUGCCGCCCGUAACUUCCGCGUUUUUGCUGCGGCAAUUAGACGAGUUGGGUGUUGUAAACGGCAGGUGUGAUUUGAGUGGGGAUCUGCGAUUCGGAGCGAGUCCCGAGGUGAGCGGCGAGGCGACGUCGCGCAGGUGGACGAGCCGACAUCCUGCGACAUUCCGGGCGUCGCAGACGUCGCAGGUGUCGCCAAUUACCGCUGCGAUGGCGUGCGACUCCCUGGGCUUAUUGGGCGGGGGGCUCCCGGGGAGCACGAAAGAGCUGCUGCGAUUGGUCGAAGAGAGCAUCCGCGCAAACGAGUUUGCGCUGCAGCAGAUGGGGAAGGGAAAGCCGUGAAUCUCGGAGGGCAGGUCAGGUGAAAUAGUAGUCCGGAACCUGAGUGCUUCGUGGUUUGAAAUAGUACGCUUAUUAUUAAAGUAUAUUCCUAGAAAAGCUACGUUUGUGGUAGUGUACAAUAAAAGCUGGAAUUAUUCCGAUCAAAAUUUGCCCUGGCCAGAAUUGUA